Chiloscyllium plagiosum (whitespotted bambooshark) is the source of this 2730-nucleotide messenger RNA. RefSeq names its product cytosolic iron-sulfur assembly component 3 (gene ciao3). The record is from RefSeq and is a predicted model, not a curated record. NCBI's taxonomy places the organism in Eukaryota, Metazoa, Chordata, Chondrichthyes, Orectolobiformes, Hemiscylliidae.
CACGGCGGAUGAGGGUGUGGUUGCUAUCCUCCGUUGCCUCACUGCCGUAGAUCGGGCCAGAGCGCACAUUUUACGGCUGUCGUUUUGCGGCACUGUUGGACACCAGUUAAGAUGGUGUCGCAGUUUAGUGGGGUGCUGCAGCUGACGGAUCUUGAUGAUUUUAUAACCCCGUCUCAGGAAUGUGUGAAGCCAGUGAAAGUGGAAAAGAAGCCAGGAAAAACCUCUGGGAUAAUCCGAAUUGAAGAUGAUGGUAGUUAUAUUCAGUUGAACCAGGAUGGAGGAAUCAAGAAACUUGAAAAAGCAAAAAUAACCUUGAAUGACUGUUUGGCCUGCAGUGGCUGCAUUACCUCAGCAGAAAGUGUAUUAAUCACGCAACAAAGUCACGAGGAACUAUACAAAGUUCUGAAUCAAAACAAAGUAAGGCUCCACUUUAUUGUGGUGUCUGGUUCUGAGCAUCAGAAGCUAGUGGUGGUUUCAGUUUGCCCACAAUCCAGGGCAUCAUUAGCUGCAAAAUAUAAGCUGCAAGUCACAGACACCGCACGACGGCUGACUGCAUUCUUUAAAAAUCUAGGUAUUCACUAUGUGUUUGACACAACCUUCUCGAGAAACUUCAGCUUGCUGGAGAGUCAACGCGAAUUUGUGCAGCGUUUCCAGAGGCAAAAGGAAGAUAGCAAAGCCCUGCCAAUGCUGGCGUCUGCCUGUCCAGGUUGGAUCUGUUAUGCAGAGAAAACCCACGGUAGCUACAUUAUUCCCUAUAUCAGCACAACAAAAUCCCCACAGCAGGUUAUGGGCUCUUUAAUCAAGGACUACUUUGCAAAACAGCAGAAUGUGAUGCCAGAUCAAAUAUACCAUGUAACAGUAAUGCCAUGUUAUGAUAAAAAACUAGAGGCUUCAAGGGAAGACUUCUUCAGUGAAGAUAACCACACAAGAGAUGUGGACUGUGUAAUUACUUCAGGUGAAGUGUUGAAAAUGUUAGAACAAGAGGGACUUUCCUUGACAAACGUGGACCCAGUGCCAUUAGAUACAAUGCUCAGUAGUGAGGCUGAUGCAGAAGUGACUGGGCAUUCUGGUGGUGGUUCUGGUGGAUAUCUGGAACAUGUUUUCAAACAUGCUGCUAAAGAACUGUUUGGAAUUGAUGUACAUGAGAUUACCUAUAAAACACUCAGGAAUAAAGAUUUUCAGGAGGUGACACUGGAACGGGAUGGAAGUGUUCUCCUCCGUUUCGCACUCGCCUAUGGAUUCCGAAAUAUUCAGAACCUAGUGCAGAAGUUGAAGCGUAAAAAAUUGACUUACCAUUAUGUAGAGGUUAUGGCUUGUCCCUCAGGUUGUCUCAAUGGUGGUGGCCAGAUACGAGCAGAGGGACCUGAGUCCAGUAAGGAUUUGUUGCAGCAGGUUGAGGAACUCUACACAAGUGUGAAGGUCCAGGCACCAGAAGCAAAUGAAUCUGUGAAGAAGCUCUAUGAACAGUGGCUUGAAGGUGCUGACAGUAGCAAGUCUUUGAAAAUGCUGCACACACAGUACCAUGCUGUGGAGAAAUUGAACAGUGCUCUGAACAUUAAAUGGUAAAGGUAUCUGAAAUGUCAAAGUCUGUACUGAAAAUAGAUGCCAUUGAAAAGAUCUGCUGUGAUACUUUUUAUGUGGAGACAGGCAUUUGGUGAAUUAUUGAAUUUUCAUGUUUCGAAGGAGCAGACCUCCAGUUUACAAGUUCAUGUUUAACUUCGUCUAUACUGAUGUUCUGUCUGUUCGAAAUAGAAGGGCGAUGCCAUUAUAGCUCACUGUGAGCUGUAGGAUUGUCACUUGUGCAGAUCAGGACAAUCAAAUGAUAAUAAGUUUUAUACCUUCUGUCUAAACUUAGUUCUGUAAAGCUGAAAUAGCUUUCAAGUUAAAGGUAGGAGGAAAUACUUCUAAGGCAUUCUAUCCUUUAAACUAAUUGAACACAUCUUUCUGAUUAUUUUUUCCCUUUGCCAAGUGGGGACAGGCAAUUAUCUGCCUCUCCAGUGUUCAGCUCUCUGUAGUGCUGUUCAUCAUGAGCAAAUUGCUGAUUGUUCAGAUGACAAUUCCAAUCAAUGGCAGUUUUCAUUUCCCUUCCCCUCUGAAACAUGCAGGUAGGAAGUACAGGAAGUUUCUCGAUCUGGUUCUGGCUUGUAGUCAGGCAGUGUCCGUACUAGGAAAAAAAAUCAGUAUCAGCCACCACCACCACUUGGAAAUUUCUCCACACUUAUUUUGAAAAUAAACCAGUGCCUUAUGUUGAUUGCCUGAGCAGGAGAGGAAAUUCUUUAAGUAAGUAAUACUGGAAACUGCAUCAUAUUAAUCACCAUUAAUCUUGUAAGUUACCAAGAUUUAGCAAAUAUGUUAUGUUUUAUGCGGUUGACCUACUCCAGUAUAUUUUCUGAUAAAUUCAGAUGCUGAAAAAUAUUGACUGCAGCCUUUGCUGAAGAGAAUAUUUAUUUCCUAAUUUCGCUCUCACCUGGGGACAUAUAUGAAUACAUUACAUUUUAAUAAUAUUGUUAAACAGGAGGAAAAGGGUGAAAUACUGCUACAAAGGGAAACUUAAAACGAGAUAAUGCAAAUAUGGUUUUAUCACUGAUUUUUUUACAAAUUGUAAAUUUGAUUUUGUGUACAGUCUACUAAAGGUGCUGUGGAGUGUGUCAUUCAGCAAUAUACUUUAUGUAAUUCUGUAAAUGGUAAAUGUAAUUAUUUUUAACUUUCAAAAUAAAGUGUGGAAAUCCU